CCAUAAUUUACAUCAGUUUUCCUUUAAAUACUUUUUGCUAGUUACCUGUGCACUGCUUCCACGUUUUAGUGUCAUGCUACCUAUCAUUACUAUCAUUUUAUUAUAUCUAUACUGAAAAACACGAUUAGGUAAAGAACACUUUCCUGUACGAGUGAUUAAGAGCCGAGUUUUAAUCCUCGUUAAUCCGAUCCUUAUUAUAAACUGUCUAUUCAGGCGAGGUUUAUCAAGUUCGGUCAACAAUCGUGACUUUUAUUGCAGACACUAGUUUUACUUCGUUUAAUGUAGAUAUAGUACUAUAUUUAUUGACUUAUUUCUCAUGUACAUGUGAUUAACUUAUUUGUCCCCAGGAAGGGACAAAUGUCUCAUGUGUUAUAUAUGAUAAUUAUAAAUACAUCUUACGAUUUUUCGAGGAAAGGAAGUGGGUUUUUCCCACGAUUUUAAAAAUAGAUCUUUGUAAUUAUUAUGAGAUUAUAAGUAAUUUCUUAGCUGUGGACUGUUACAGUGGAUUUCAAUGAUACCAACAUAAAACAGACAUAUAUACAAAAUUUACCAGGACAUGUAUGGAUUUCGAUCAUAUAGACGGUUUCUUCCGGGAUCUGUACUUUCGGUUUCGGUCCUUCUGCAGUUCAUUCAUUUCUUCCAAAGGCACGAGACAGAACUUGGGGCUCCCUGCAGAAUGCAGUAGCGAUGUCCUAUGAUGUAGUCUGCCCUCCAUGCUUCGCCUACUGUCACGUGCUCUAUAGUACAAACAGGAUAUUAUCUGUGUAAUAGCACCACGGGUAAAUAAUUCAGGAUCUUAUCCGUGUAAUAUCACCACAGAAAAUUUCCAUGGAAAACUACGCAUGGCAGUGUGAUAAAGGUCUGUCUGAUUGUUUCAAACACAUGUUCCAGAAUGAACUUCAUUGUGACGUCACCUUUUUGUUAGGGUCAGACAGAGAGAAUGUGAACGCUCAUAGUCUGGUUCUCAUCGCUCGUAGUCCGGUAUUCUAUGCUUUACUGAAAGGCCCUCUGGCGGAGAAGGGACAACUCGUGAUUCCAGACAUCGAAAAGGAGACCUUCCAACAGUUUCUUGAAUAUCUAUACACAGAUUUUGUUACAUUAACAUAUGAAAACGUGACGUCAUUGCUGUAUUGUGCGCGGAAAUAUUGCGUGGACAAACUUACUUGUCGUUGUGAAGUAUUCAUGGAGAAUAGACUUGACAUUGACAACGUGUUUGGAAUAUUGGAGGAGGCGCAUACUUACGGACUGACAGCUCUUAAAGAUAAAUGUGUGCGUUUUUUAGUGGAAAACAUUCAGGGGGCGCUACUCUCAGACUCCUUCAGAAACAUUUGUAGGGGAUGCGUGAGAAGCAUUCUCAGCAUUGAAAGUUUAAACAUAAGCGAAGAGGAUUUAUUUGAGCAUAUUUUAAGAUGGGCGGAAGCGGAGUGCUCGAGAAAAAACUUACCGAUUACGGAUCAGAAUAAGAGACUUGUUCUAGGGGAUACGAUACGGUUGAUACGUUUUCCAACGAUGACUUCGAGAUAUUUUCAGACAAGAGUGGCUAGUGCGGAGUUAUUGGAUGCAGACGAAGUAAUCGACGUGUUCUUGUAUGAUUUUAGUAGAAAUGAUGGUGGAAGCGGACUAUCGAUGUUUGAAGUAGCCUCCAGGAACUACAAACGGGUUCUAAGAUUCCGAAAGACGCUGCGCGAAAGACAGGCUUCCGACAAAACCAACGAAAUCGCAUUUGAGUGCAGUAUAGCAGCAACGCUUCAUGGCGUCUGUGUCUACACUCCGAAAGAAGAUUUCCAAACUCAGGUGGUGUCUAUAGACGUAUACGAUCACAAGAAGUCCAGCAUCGCUAGCGUCGAUUGUCACGUGUAUGAACAUUCCGCCGAUAAAAUCCAUGACGUCUUUCUGAAUAAACCAAUCAGAUUGGUUCCAGAUAGACGCUACACUAUAGCAACCAGACAUUCCUACUGGGUCAAAUCCUUCUACGGAACACGAGGGAAGCCCAGUGUUUUAUUCCGAGAUGGAGUGGUCAGUUUUUACAAUUCUUCGUUAGCGGAGAGCAGUUCGGAUUCGGAGUCCGAGUUUGAGUGGUUUAAUACUUCGGUGGAGAAAGGUCAAAUUCCCGGUCUCCUGUUAUCGUGAGACUCAAUACAUUGAAACCACGAACAUGUCUGACGUAUUUGUAACAUUUUUCCGUCCGGUGUCACGUGACUGCUUUGAAUGAACUAUAGCAAGUGUAAUUAAUCCCUAUACUUUAAGACAUCGGCGUGGCAUGCACUGUAAAAUUCUCUAAAACAGUGUCUUUUCUUUCGGAAAUAUUGUUUCUUGUUUGUUUUUUUUAAUUUCUGAAUGACCAAAAGGGUGCAUCUCGACAACCUUGACAUUGAUAAAGCAAAUGUAACAGUAGAGUUUCAUUAUUAUUAUUUUUUUUAAAUUAUUUAUUUAUUUUUUGCGAGUCUCAAUAUUUCCUUGAGGGUGACCAUUACAUGGUUAUCACGUCAUACAAGAGAGGUUUUCAAGAGUGAUUGUUUUUCGUGUCUUUUCUAGAAACAAAAAAUAUAAAAAGUAGACCCAGCAGAGUUAAGAUUUAAAACCAAUGCUGAUUCAAAAGGGACGUCGCUUAUUAGUUGAUUUUUUUAUUAACCAUAGCAUACUCAGAUCUGUAAAUUGCGACCUAUUUUUAUCCGUCGUCGUUUCGUUAAGGUCACACGCGACGUUUGUCAAUGAUAUUUAUCAUUUUACGUGGCAAUUCAAGUGAUUUUACGCACAUCCUUUCUUGUUUCUUAAAAUAAGUAAAUAAAUAAAUUUAAAAAAAACCAACAAAAAAAAAACAAAACAAAAAACCAACAAAACUUGAGUUAUAUUACUAGGUCUUCUCUAGAGUUAGUAUACUUUGAUAGUUCCUGGUUGUGGCAAGUAAAGGCGUAGAAUCAAUUAUUAUGUAUUACAGAAGGUUGUAUACGAAUUAUAGUAAUACUACUACAAUAUAAGAUUUUAAACAUCUUUCGAAAAUCAUAUAAGACUCUUUAUAACGAAGAGAUAAAAAAAAAAGCUCAUGAAAUAAAAUGGCAGAAACCUCGCGCAUGACCUUAACAUUUUAUACUUCUCAAAUACUGCCCGGCUAAUUUUUACCAAAGUUAGACUGUAGCAUUAAUGAGGUAAGGGGUACAACGCAAAUGAAGUCCGUGGCCCCUGCAUCCCUGGGUGUGAAGGGACAGGAUUUAAGACCAAAUAAAAUUUUGUCAUCUUAUAAGAUCUUCUUUACUAUGGGACAUUUAGGAUGAACAAGGAUACGUCUAGCUGACAAUUGAUGUUAGGGAGGAGCUAUGUGUCACAUUUAUAGAGUCAGGGAGGAGCUAUGUGUCACAUUUAUAGAAUUAGGGAGGAGCUAUGUGUCACAUUUAUAGAGUUAGGGAGGAGCUAUGUGUCACAUAUUUAGAAUUAGGGAGGAGCUAUGUGACACAUGUAUAGAGUUAGGGAGGAGCUGUGUGUCACACAUAUAGAGUUAGGGAGGAGCUAUGCGACACAUAUAUAGAGUUAGGGAGGAGCUAUGUGACACAUAUAUAGAGUUGGGGAGGAGCUAUGUGACACAUAUAUAGAGUUAGGGAGGAGCUGUGUGUCACACAUAUAGAGUUAGGGAGGAGCUAUGUGACAUAUAUAGAGUUAGGGAGGAGCUAUGUGACACAUAUAUAGAGUUAGGGAGGAGCUAUGUGACACAUAUAUAGAGUUAGGGAGGAGAUAUGUGUCACAUAUAUAGGGUUAGGUAGGAGAUGUGUGUCACACAUCAAUAUAGGAAAAGUGUUAUUUCUUUGGAAGAAUCUCUUCAUAUGUCUUGGUUAUUAAGGAAGUUAGCUCCUCAGUCUUUGAGCAACAACCGCGUAGGGUUAUAUUAAAAUUGUGAAAAUCAUUGUCCCAGAGUAAGGGGCCCAUGGCUUGUCCAUAUGAAUAGGUAGGGCUAUUUGAAAUUAUGAAAGUCAUUGCCUAAAGUCAGGGACUCGGGAUUUGUCUAUAAGAACGGGUAAAGCUCUAUUGAUAUUGUGAGUCGGGACCACGUGACUUGGGUAUACGAGUCAUAUACCUGGUAGUAAAACAGCAUUAAAUCUUUAAAAAUUAUCUUAAAAUGUUAGGACCUCGGGUCAAGAAUUUAGAUCUUUUGAUGGGGCUAUUUAGAUCAUGAAGCGAAAAUAUCAUUGCAUUGUAGGUCACCCGUGUGGGUGGUCUAUUACUAUCCGUGUCCGUCCUUCGUCGUUAAAUUUGGGGGGGAAAAUUAACUUCUGAGAAACUUCUAUUCCAAUUGUCACCAAACAUGGUGUGUAGCAUCCUUGUAGGUAGUUAAACAAAAAUUGUAAAUUUCGUAGUUCUUGCCCCCCUUGGGACCUUAAGAAUGGGGUCAAAACUUUGAAAAAUGAUGCCAUCGUUUAAAAAAAAUAACUUCUGUAUUCCUGAGCAUGCAGCGGACAAAUUGAUUCAAAGUUAUCAUUAGGAUGGAGACCUCUACGUGUCAAAGUCAUGUUCCAUGCAGAGACGGAGGCUCAGAUCCCAGGAAAAAAUGGAACAGUCCUGGAGGUUACAACACUUUUUUCAGCACGUUUUGAUACUCAAACUCUAACUCCGUGCUCUAACUCGUACUCAUACUCAAAAGUGAAGGUUGUAAAACUUUUAUAAAAUUAUUCUCAUACUCAAAUGGAAUAUACAUACUCAAGAUUUUUCCAGUAUACUUCGGAGCUUGCUGAAAACAAACAUGGCUGAGUUUGAGUAUGAGUACAGUAAAAGGUUUAUAACCUCCAAGCCCAAUUUUUGCAGAGAAAAUAAAUAUAUUUAUAUCAAUCCAGAACAUGUAGCAGGCUAGCUCAGGACAUAUCAAUGGUGAUAUUGAUAUCAGGACAUAUCAAUAGUGAACUUUGAGGCCUUCACCAAAAUUGCAAAACUUGUGAUCUCAUAGAUUGUUGAUUGAUUGAUUGAUUGAUGUUUUCCGCCACACUCAACAAUUUUUCAGUUAUCUGGUGGCGCCCAGUUUUUAUUGGUGGAAGAGAGAACCCAGAUACAAUGUACCUGGGAAGAGACCACCGACCUUCCGAAAGUAAACUGAGAAACUGUCUCACUUACCGGCGCGAAUCCCGCGCCGACAGAGGUGAGAGGCCGUGUGAUGUUGAGCGCGAUGCUUUAACCACUUGGCCACGGAGGCCCCCUUAUUUCUCAUAGAUAUUUCAUUAUUGGAGUUUAUACAUGGAGACUAUAGUAUACAUGUAUCCAGUGAGACGAGAGCUCUGAAAAAGUACAUCAUCAUACAUACAAUUCAAAUGUUUAUAAAUUUAUACUCAGAUACAAAAUUUCAAUAAGCAGAAUUCGCAAAUAUAUUCUUAUACUUUGAAAUAUGGAGAACUGUUUGUCUAUACUGUACUACUUUCAACUUGACGGUCCUUUCUAAGUACUUUCUAUUUGGUUACAUUUGUUCUUAUGAAUACAUUUGUUUUUCUGGUUACAUUUGUUUUUAUGUUCAAUAUUAAAUAAAACAUUCCCAAUGGC
Ostrea edulis (European flat oyster) is the source of this 5514-nucleotide messenger RNA. Its product is annotated as BTB/POZ domain-containing protein 6-like. Lineage: Eukaryota; Metazoa; Mollusca; Bivalvia; Ostreida; Ostreidae. Gene Ontology annotation, biological process: neurogenesis. Gene Ontology annotation, cellular component: cytosol. Gene Ontology annotation, molecular function: protein binding. The record is from RefSeq and is a predicted model, not a curated record. Bases 829 to 2130 code for a protein of 433 amino acids. The transcript has 6 exons.